UUUUUUUCACACGGAUGGUGGGUGUCUUCAGGAGAGUACAAAGAAACUCACCUCUCUUUAAAUUAUCGUUGCUCCCAACACUCUCACAUGGUUCUCUCUUCUUUCUCUGUUUGAUUACCGAGAAAACGUAGGAAACUCAUAAUAAUAAAACUUAGAGCUCCGUUUUUUCUUUCGGUAACAGGCAUCUGAAAAAUCAGCACCAUGGUUUCCUUUGAAAUGAACGAUCGAAAAAAAAUUGGGCUAGGAUUAACAGGAUUUGGCAUAUUUUUCUCAAUUCUGGGAAUUAUCUUCUUUUUCGAUAAGGGAUUGCUUGCCAUGGGAAAUAUUCUUUUCAUAUCCGGAGUGACCUUAACCAUUGGUCCGAAGUCCACCAUGCAAUUUUUCAUGAAGCGUCAAAAUUUUAAGGGAACAAUUUCUUUUGGUGUUGGCUUCUUUUUCGUUGUCAUUGGAUGGCCUAUCUUUGGCAUGAUAUUAGAGGCAUAUGGAUUCAUUGUGCUCUUCAGUGGUUUUUGGCCGACACUGGCAGUGUUUCUGCAGAGGAUACCUGUUCUUGGUUGGCUCUUCGAGCAACCAUAUGUCAAAUCGUGAGAGGGAAAACAUAAGCAAAUGAGAAAGCUUGUGAAUAUCUUCACAAUAUUGCGAGGUGCACAUUUAGGUGCUCACAUCAGGCACCUUAAGACAAUGAUAACUUAAACAAGUGAUUGCCUUUGGAACCUGCCCUAGCAGCUCAACUGAGGCAAAAAAUGAUUGAGGCAAGUACCUAACUGAACUAACUUCAUUAAUAUUUCUUUUUUGGGUAAAUUUAAAUAGAUGACCUUAUUUAAGCAGCCUUUCAUCCAUGUAUGAAGGGUAUAAUUGUCUAGUGCUAUUCUUCCCUCCUAAAAACAAAUGCAAAUCUGUCAAUCAUAGCUGUCGUGAAAAGAACCCAUUCCCAUUAUGUAGUUAUGCAUUUCCUCAUUUCCCCGUUUUCUUUUGCACUUAGAAAGUACUUGGAAUCUACAAGGUUUCUCCUUUUUUAUUUAUUGAUAACAUUAACCAUGCCUAUAUUUUGAGUUUGUAGAGUUUUUUUAAUUUUUUUAUAUAUAGGAGUGUCUCUUUGAUAUCCAAAUGGUGAUCGGCUUAUUUUAGAAUUUCGCACCUCCCUUUGCUUAGUUUGCAUAAAGGAUCAUGUUAUGAACAUAGUGCCUCCACCUUUUUUAUUACUUGGCAUUCUUGGAGAUGAUCACAAAGUCUAUCUUUGAUAUCCUUCCUUUUUUCCCUAACUUUUGCCCUAUUUGUUCUGUCACCGAGCAUUGCAUACAUGCAUGAUUGUAAGAGCAUUGAAUAAAAAAAUAUAAACAGUAAAAGGAUUGGCAAAAAAAAAAAAAUAAACAGUGAAAGGAGAAAGACACUUGAUGUUUGUAAUUAUGGCAACUUUUACAAUUUAGUAGCCUGCAUAGAUUAUUAGAUUGUACUUAAAAGGUCCUUCCAAUGCAGCAUCUGGUUUCAGGUUUAGAAAUAUAGAUCUUAAGCAUUUACAAAGAGUUUGCAGGCACCAAAUGGAACCCGGUGAAUGGAUAUAGACUAACAUGUUAAAGCUUUUGUACACAAUAUACAAUUUAAUUAUAAUUGACCUGAAAGAGGCAUCAGCAUAUGGAUAAAAAACAAUGAUCAGUCUUUUUACACUAACUGCAAGAAAGUACUUUUUGCUUUACAGACUUCUCUUUCUCUCAUUUUCCUCCCGUUGAGCAUGGUUAAGUUUGGUUGUGUUAGUUGCUGAAGUGAUUGGUAGACCUUUAUAUAUUUGAUGUAAAAAUCUUGUUGAGAUCAUAUGAUUUUAGUUAUCUGUAUGUAUCUGAUGCCUGAGUUACCAAGGCCCAGGUCAUAUGGCUUGAAUAAAGGAGUCAUCUGUUAAUCAACUAUUGAAGGUGGUUCUUUAAGGAAAUUAUUGAACUAACUUUGGUCGUAUUUUUAAUUG
Messenger RNA from Durio zibethinus, 1957 nucleotides. Its product is annotated as vesicle transport protein GOT1-like. The record is from RefSeq and is a predicted model, not a curated record. Gene Ontology annotation, biological process: endoplasmic reticulum to Golgi vesicle-mediated transport; retrograde transport, endosome to Golgi. NCBI's taxonomy places the organism in Eukaryota, Viridiplantae, Streptophyta, Magnoliopsida, Malvales, Malvaceae.